Molecule: messenger RNA, 1170 nt
Organism: Solanum tuberosum (potato)
Lineage: Eukaryota; Viridiplantae; Streptophyta; Magnoliopsida; Solanales; Solanaceae
Product: probable fructokinase-4-like
Exons: 7
Coding region: 1-1170 (389 amino acids)
Biological process (GO): fructose metabolic process
Cellular component (GO): cytosol; chloroplast stroma
Molecular function (GO): fructokinase activity
Source: RefSeq, marked provisional
AUGGCUCUUCAUGUUACUGCUUUCUCCUUCACUGGAGUUUCUACUUCAAGUAAAGCUUCCAGAAGCUCUUUGCUUUCAGUUUUUCCUGCUCCUAGAAGAUGCACUGUCAAAGCUGCUUCCCAGUAUCCGCCCAGCAUUCCUCGAUGUAAAAUUCAAGGAAGAGCAUUGCCAAGUGACAAUGGGCCACUGGAGAAGGAUGAAUCUUCUCUUGUUGUGUGCUUUGGAGAAAUGCUUAUUGAUUUUGUUCCGACUAUAAGUGGGCUUUCAUUGGCUGAAGCCCCUGCAUUUAAAAAGGCUCCUGGUGGUGCACCAGCUAAUGUUGCUGUUGGAAUUUCCCGUCUUGGUGGUUCAUCAGCUUUCAUUGGCAAGGUUGGUGAAGACGAAUUUGGUUACAUGCUUGCUGAGAUUUUGAAGGAGAACAACGUCAACAGUGAUGGUAUGCGCUUUGAUCCAGGUGCUCGUACUGCUUUAGCAUUUGUAACACUGAGAAAGGAUGGAGAACGUGAAUUUAUGUUCUAUCGUAACCCGAGUGCUGAUAUGUUGCUUCAAGAGGAUGAACUUGAUUUAGAGUUGAUCAGGAAGGCAAAAGUUUUUCAUUAUGGUUCCAUAAGUCUGAUUACAGAGCCAUGCAAAUCAGCCCAUAUUGCAGCUGCAAAAGCUGCGAAGGAUGCUGGUGUGAUCUUAUCCUAUGAUCCCAAUUUGAGGCUUCCAUUGUGGCCAUCUGCAGAAAGUGCUAGAGAAGGAAUCCUUAGCAUAUGGGAUACUGCUGAUAUAAUUAAGAUAAGUGAAGAAGAGAUUUCGUUUUUGACACAAGGAGAAGAUCCUUAUGAUGAUAAUGUUGUUCGUAAGUUGUACCAUCCAAACCUCAAGUUACUCCUCGUCACAGAAGGUCCAGAAGGUUGCCGAUAUUACACCAAGGAUUUCAGUGGACGAGUUAAGGGUAUAAAGGUGGACGCCGUGGACACCACCGGUGCUGGAGAUGCUUUUGUAGCCGGAAUAUUGUCACAGCUAGCAUCUGAUGUCUCGCUGCUUCAGGAUGAGAGCAAGCUUCGAGAUGCCCUUAGUUUUGCUAAUGCUUGUGGUGCAUUGACUGUGAUGGAGAGAGGAGCAAUUCCAGCUUUGCCAACAAGAGAAGUAGUGUUGAACGCCUUGCUCAAGUCAGUUGCAUAA